This is a messenger RNA of Gorilla gorilla gorilla (western lowland gorilla), 1097 nucleotides long. It is a transcript of the gene ARPC5L, whose product is annotated as actin related protein 2/3 complex subunit 5 like. The transcript is spliced from 4 exons. Gene Ontology annotation, biological process: regulation of actin filament polymerization; Arp2/3 complex-mediated actin nucleation. Gene Ontology annotation, cellular component: Arp2/3 protein complex; actin cytoskeleton. Bases 161 to 622 code for a protein of 153 amino acids. The record is from RefSeq and is a predicted model, not a curated record. NCBI's taxonomy places the organism in Eukaryota, Metazoa, Chordata, Mammalia, Primates, Hominidae.
AAGUGGGCGGGCGGCGGCGGCUGCGCGCGGAGGCGGUGGAGGAGGUGCUGGGAGCAGCCGGGCAGCCGCUUCCCGCCCCCGAGCAGGAGCCGGUGCGAGCGGAGCACAGCCGAGGUCGGGCCGCGAGCGGAGCCGGCCGAGCGGGCGCCGAGCUCCCGCCAUGGCCCGGAACACGCUGUCCUCGCGCUUCCGCCGGGUGGACAUCGACGAAUUUGACGAGAACAAAUUUGUGGACGAGCAGGAGGAGGCGGCGGCGGCGGCGGCGGAGCCAGGCCCGGACCCGAGCGAGGUGGACGGGCUCCUGCGGCAAGGGGACAUGCUUCGGGCAUUCCAUGCAGCCUUGCGGAACUCUCCUGUCAACACCAAGAAUCAAGCUGUGAAGGAGCGAGCCCAGGGCGUGGUGCUGAAAGUGCUCACAAACUUCAAGAGCAGUGAGAUUGAGCAGGCUGUGCAGUCACUGGACAGAAACGGCGUUGACUUGUUAAUGAAGUACAUUUAUAAAGGCUUUGAGAAGCCCACAGAAAAUAGCAGUGCAGUGUUACUCCAGUGGCACGAAAAGGCCUUAGCAGUAGGAGGACUAGGCUCCAUUAUAAGAGUUCUUACAGCAAGAAAGACUGUUUAAAAAAAAUAAAAAGACUCAUGUUACCUUGAGAAGAAUUCUGGAUGCCCAGGCUGGUGAAGAAGGGAUUGACAAUGGACCAUCUUCCUAGGAACUCCCAAGUAAACUAUUUCAGGACAUGUAUCUGCUGAAAUGUAUUUUAUUUUCAAGGUGGAGGGGAAAAUCGUCUGUUUCCUAAAUCCUGUUUAGGAUCUGAUAGUCUAUGCCUUUGUCUCCGAGUACUGCAGAACUGACAUUUUGACUGUCUACCAGAGUGGCGGCUGGUGUUGGUCAGAUGCACCUGUGUGCACUGGGGGAGGGAUGGUUUGGGCAGGUGCAGAUCCAAGGGCUGUGGUAAACGGGAGAGCUUGUGUUUUUGAAGUGGAAAAAAACCCAAGAGUUUGUACAGACAUCCUGUCUUCCCAGAGAAGGUGGACACUCUUGGGCUCAUUGUAAAGUGCCUGCUGCAUCAAUAAAGCUCUUGGCUUAUUAGUCUAUA